UCUUGUCAGUUGAAAAAGUGAUUUUAAUAAUUUGAUGCACAGAACAGCAAGAAUGGAUGAUACUUGACUAAACUUUCACAGAGUUUUUGCGGGCAUAAUACCUCUCAUAGUUCGAUUUAGUCACUUACAGUUGAUUCGCACGAACUUGUCAACCCGAAGCGAUAACUGAAGAAAAUGUAGAGUAAGAGUAACUAAUAUACUUAAAUUAUUGAUUAAUGAAGAAGUGAUUCACUACUAGUGAAUAUGGUCAAAGAUAAAAUCGACACCGUAUUGGGUCCUGUAGCCGCCAAUGCUCUACAAAAAACCUUGACACAUGAGCAUCUUGCAAUGGAUUUCACAAAUCACUUCGUGCAAACCACAAACACUCACUGGCAAAUGGAGAACUGCUCAUUUACCAUGGAAAACCUCAACUGGAUUCGAAACCAUCCCUAUAGUCAUAGGAAAAAUUUGGUCUUGUCAAGCACAACGAAUGCUGUUGUUGAGGAUGUUGCAUUGUUCAAAAAGGCAGGUGGAUCAACUAUUGUUGAGAACUCAAGUCUUGGACUUGGCAGGAAUGUUCAAAAAAUGAAAUUCAUCUCGGAGGAAACUGGAGUAAACAUUAUUUGUGGGACUGGAUUUUAUGUUGAAAAACAACUCACUGAUGAAAUGAAGGAAUUAACCAUUGAAAGAAUGAGUGAGAUCAUAGUCACAGAAAUAGAUGAAGGCAUUUUUAAUACGGGUGUCAAGCCAGGAAUCAUUGGUGAAGUGGGAUGCUCUUGGCCUCUGACCGACGUCGAGAAACGAAGCAUUCGUGCAGCAGCGAUAUCCCAGGCUCAGACCCAUACCCCUGUUAUGAUUCAUCCAGGCCGUAAUCCACAGUCCCCCGGAGAGAUAUUACGAAUAUUUCAGGAAUCAGGCGGAGAUUCAACACGUACAACAAUGGCCCAUCUUGAUCGCACGUUUUUAGAGGAAUCUGACCUUUUAGAGUUUGCCAAAGAAGGCACUUAUCUGGAAUACGAUCUUUUCGGAAUCGAAGUAUCGUACUACCAAUUUGCUCCGGACAUUGAUAUGCCUAGUGAUGCUCAAAAGAUGUCAAAACUUUGUUGCUUAAUCUCUGAAGGUUGACGACAUGUUAAUUUCAAAUCCCAAAUCAUGGCUCACCUAUGCAUGAAGACGAUCGCAUCGCAAGUUUGAUAUAUUGUGUCAUGACAUUUGCACGAUUUUCUCGCGUCAUUGCAAGGGGAAAAGAUGAAGUAUUGAAAUGACUCUCUUUUUUAGAUAAGUUGGCAAAAUUUGUUUUUUUUCAAAAUUUAGAUAAUAUAAGAAUCCAAGUCAUCAAGUCUCUAAAUACCUAUCAAUUAAAAAUUAAAAUAACAA
Messenger RNA from Xenia sp. Carnegie-2017, 1356 nucleotides. Its product is annotated as phosphotriesterase-related protein-like. The transcript is spliced from 3 exons. Bases 244 to 1104 code for a protein of 286 amino acids. Gene Ontology annotation, molecular function: zinc ion binding. Gene Ontology annotation, biological process: catabolic process. The record is from RefSeq and is a predicted model, not a curated record. NCBI's taxonomy places the organism in Eukaryota, Metazoa, Cnidaria, Anthozoa, Malacalcyonacea, Xeniidae.